AGCGAGUGAGUGUAUGUCCUAGGUGCUGUAAGUUAGUGUGCAAGACAGCGUCCUCCUCUCGUCCUACCGUCCAAAAAAUGAAUCACUGAAAAAUGGACUGAGACGCUGUCCGUUUCAGAACCGUACUAUUUCCCCGGUUGGACAGCACCGAGUGCUUUAUUCGGUUUUUGGGGCUAUCCUUGUCGGAGUAGAGACGUGUAGACGAUCAUCUGUAUGCGGACUGCAGCGACAACACCAGCAGUGAACUGCCUGCAGUAGUCACCGGUUUCACGCCAACCUUCCCGCAUACAGCGCACGCGGACAGAGUGAAGUCCACGCGCAGUCUUGACAACAAAUGCUUCAUAAUAUGAGAUCUCCAGUCUCAGUACAGUGCUGAAGAUGACGGCUCCUGGGUCUCUGAGCCCUCUAUGUGCUCUCCCUGCCUCUCUGAGUACUGUUCAGUCCAUCAACAGGACAAUGAAGAGACCAGACAAACUGCUCUGCUGAACCGUAAAGAGCAGAUGAGAAGGCUACACACACACAUGCAAGUGCAAACAGAAACACAUACUCACACUCGCACACACAUACUGCCACAGCAAACCCCCAAAAUCUUGCACUGAACAAAUGGGGCCAAGGAACGAUAUCUAGGAUCUCUCUGUCUCUCAGACCUCCUUUUUCUAUCUCUCUUCUCUCUCUGUCUCACUCUCUCUUCUGUUUACCCAUAAUGCACUGAGGUCAUGUCCCAGUCUGGUAAAGUUCUGCAUCUGUAUGUGGAGGUGAGAGCUGCCCCAGAGCAUGAUGGGAAGGAUGUUUCGGGCGGAGAGUCCGUCACCGCCGAGGAGGUCGCAGCGGAGAUGCUGACGCACCUGGCCAGCGUCGCUAGCGGCAACCCGUCAUCCGCAGGUGCUCCCAAACUUCCCGCCAAGACAGCCGUCAGCUUCCAGCUCAGAGAAGCCGCAGGUACCCCGACCCCGACCCACACCCCCACCCGAGUCCCGCACCCCCCGCUACGACCGAUGCAUUCUGGGAUGGAGGGGGACAGCACUCCCACCAAGCAACCUCAGCACUUCCAUGUACCACCCCCGUCCCCUUCUUCCAGUACUGGGCAGCAGCCGCAGCAGGUAUGUCCAGAUGGCGCCCCCUCUGGUGGCAAGCGGUCAGUGGUGACCUUCAGCUACAUCGAGAAGGCCAGCAUCAAGACGGUAGAGGCGGCCCCUUCUCCCCCCUGUCCGAGGGGGGGAGGGGUUGCCGAGGUCGGCGAGGGGUUACGCUCUACCCCCCUGCACCUCCGCAAGCGGCUGAGUGACCCCAUCUGGUUCGGUAGUCCGGACUCCUCGUGCAGCAAUAGCCCCAAACUGGCCUUCCGGGGCCUUGGGCUGGGCGGACACCCAGCGGGCGAUUCGCCCGUCACACGCCGGCCCACGCUGGACCCGGCCAUCGGGCGCGCCGCCACCCAGCGGGCGCUGGAGGACUUUGGCUCGCCUCUGCUGCGUUGUCGCUUCGCCCACGAGCUCGAGCGUGGACUCGGCCAUGGGCGCGGGUAUGGGUACGGGUAUGGGUCUCCUCAAAACCAGCACGCCAGGUGUCAGUCGUGGGCCGGGUCGCCGGUUCCGGUCCGAAACCCUGGUGGCGUGCCGCUGGCCAGCGGUCUCCCGGCGGACGCCCUCAAACACGGUGGCCUGAGUGGACUCCCUAGGAGCCCCGCGUCCGACCAGCUCUCCUCUCAGGCAGGGCAGGCGGCUCUGAACCUGACCCAAACCCAAACCGCUGUACCCGCCAUGCCCGCCGUACCCGUAGUGACCAACAGCAGACAGGUGUCCGUGAGCAACUGCAGCCCAGCAGUCACCCAGAGGACCCUCGCCAGGGGCACUGACAGCCCUCGCUGCGGGCACUGCAGGGCCAGCCAGGGCCUUGGCGGUCAGAUGCCAGAGGGUAUGAACCAGCUGAACAAAAGCCCUGUGUCUGUGGCGCCGGUGGCACUGCCCGCAUCGCCCGCCAACAGCCCAGAGGUGGCGCGGAAGCUCGCCGAGGAGGCCACGCGAGUGUCGGAGAUUUUCAACGAGGUGAGGAGCUUGACGGCGGCACAGCCACCCCCCAAUGCUCUGAGCAGCGGCGUGACGGAGCGCUCAUCUCACAGGUAUGCCGACGCAUCACACACCUGUGCUUCUCCAGCCCAGCGGCAGCCAAUCACCAUGAACAUCCCAGUGUGUGGGAGCGGGACCAACGAGUCCAACCUGACCAAUGAGCAUCAGCACCAGCCAGACACGAACCCGCCUUUCCCCGCCCUCUCCUCAGCACAAGGGCCUAAUCAAUCACCAGCCAAUCACGCGAGCGGGAAGGGAGGAGGAGGCCCGCCCACUCUCUCCACAGUGCAAUACUCCGUCUUACCAGCAGGGGGUCCCCCGGUGUCCCCCGCCAUCCCGUCACGCCUCCUCCGGCCGGCAGUACCAGAAGGGGAGGCCUGCUCGCCCGUCAGGGACCCUCGUCUGCUGCGCUGCUCCGAGCUCCAACCUACAAACAGCCCCACCCUCCACCGACGCCAGCCUCCGCAGUACAAGGGCAACGCUUCUCGCUCGGCCCCAGAUCGGUGCACCGUCCUGGGCCGUGAGCGCGUGGGCAGCCUGGGCGGUGUUGUGGAUGAUGAGGGAGUGAUGGAGGCGGCGCGGAGACUCUUCCUGAGCCGGGGGGUAGAGGAGACGCCCAUCAGCUGGACGUCCAGGGAGGAGGAGGAGGAGGAGUGGCACAACCCGGCGGCUAGGGGCAGGGGCGGAGCGACAGGGGACGAGAGGAAGAGGAGGAGGAGAAAGACAACGGAGGAGGAGGAGGAGGAACAGGAGGGAGAUGAGAGAAGAGAAAAGGGAUCCCGCCAGCCUCAAAACCAGACCCAGAACCAGAACCAGACCCAGAACCAGGGCACAGUGGUCCUUCUGAGCGUGGCCCAGGCGAGGCUGCUGAAGCGGGCUGAACAGAGGAGGCGGGAGGCCCUCUUGUUGGGGCCCGUGGCCCUGGAGUUCCACCGGGACCCGGAGGACGGUGAGGAGGAGGACGACGAAGCGGAGCCGGAGCAGGAGUCCGGAGAGGCCGUGGGCAGGCACAGAAGGGUCAGGGGUCAGGGUGACGGACUGCUGAGGGUGGAGGGGGACGCAGGCGAAGGAGGCGGUGUUGGUGGCGAGCAGAAUGGCGGACCCCCGGGGUCAUCGCGGAGCUCCAGUGGGGUCACUGGGAGCCUCGGUGACAGGGACUGCGUGUCGCCUGAGUCGAGUCACUCGAGCCAGCAGAGCAACGAGACAGGACACGCCACCUCAGGAAUACAGUCGGACAGUGGGUCAGUGCUGCCUGGACCUUCGCUGCACUGCCAGAAGAUCGCUCGGGCCAAAUGGGAGUUCCUGUUCGGAGGUCCGGCAGAAGAGAGUAUCACAACCAGAGAAAAGAACCCGUCCACAGCGCCCCCUAGUGGUACCUCCAGCGAGUCCCCCACGCCGACCCCUCCAACCACCCUACCUCUGGAGCUGCUCCAGCUGCGGGCCAACCACGAGGUCCAUCAGGUGGACGUGGAGCUGGUGACCCCUCCUCCGGCUGUCCCGGGCACGUCCCCCAAGACGGGCAUCAUCCGGCGGAUGCUCAAGUACUCGGAGACGGACCUGGACGCGGUGCCGUUGCGUUGCUACAGGGAGACGGACAUCGACGAGGUGCUGCGCGCCGAGCAGGAUGACGCCGACUCGGCGUUCGGGAGCAACCGGAGCGUCCUGGGAACGUCGGGCACAGGAAGCAGCCCACUGGGGAUGACACUGUUUGGGGAGGAGGUGGAGGGAGGUGAGGAGGACGAGGAGGAUGAAGAUGAUGAUGAGGAGGAUGAUGAUGAUGAUGAGGAGGAUGAGGAGGUGGCCAGCUGGGUCAGCGUGAGGCUGUUGGGAGACGCCAAGAGGCAGAGGACUACCCAGGAGGAGGAGGUGUUCAGUGUGCUGAUGAGGAGGCCCUUGGAGAGUUUCUUUGAGUACCAGCCUGCUAUGAAGUCCCCCCUUCUCAUCACGGCCCCUCGGGGUUCUAUAGGUGAUGGCCAUGACACCUUCAGCCGCCAUUUUGAGACCAUUAUGGAGUCGCACCGCGCCAAGGGCACAUCCUACAACAGCCUGGACAGCCUGGACCUAUGGACAUCCAGCACGCAGACGGUCUUCACCUUUGACCUCCCGACCUUGACCCCCAAGAUCAAGGGUCAGGCGUACCAGAGCACGCGGCAGAUCGUGCAGCUGAGCUUCGCCCCCCUGGCCCGCUGCGAGCUGCCCAGCCGGUCCGAGUCGGUGCUAACCGUCACCGGCGGCGACUCGGAUGCCACACGUGCCCCCUCCAGCGAGAGACUCAGUAGCGGGUCAGACGACACACUCAGGGGCGGAGCCAAAAGCACACACACCUGGCACAGCAACCCUGCCCUCUCCUUACCCAGGGACAAGCCCCUCCACCAGAAAGCCAAUGGGGAUCAGGAUCAGACCACAGGAGAGCGCCUUGGAUUGGGCAGCAGCGACACACUGACCAAUGGGAAUCGAGCAGACCUAGAGGCCGCCAAGCGAUUGGCUAAGCGACUCUUCAAGCUAGACGGAUUCAGGAAGUCUGAUGUAGCCCGCCACCUGAGCAAGAACAAUGACUUCAGCAGGCUGGUCGCAGAAGAAUAUCUUCGCCACUUCAAUUUUACAGGCCUGACUUUGGACCAAGCUCUUCGGGUGUUCCUGAAGGAGUUUGCUCUGAUGGGGGAGACUCAGGAGAGGGAACGUGUGUUGGCCCACUUCUCCCGCAGAUACCUGCACUGCAACCCUAAAGUCAGCCACUCAGAAGACAGUGUCCACACUCUGACCUGUGCGUUGAUGCUUCUGAACACAGACCUGCAUGGCAAUAACGUGGGGAAGAGGAUGUCCUGCACACAGUUCAUUGGGAACCUGGAGGGACUCAACGAAGGACAAGACUUUCCCAAGGACAUGCUGAAGCACCUGUACAGCGCCAUCAAGAACGAGAAGCUCCAGUGGACCAUAGACGAAGAGGAGCUGAGGAAGUCCUUCUCUGAGCUGGGUGAUUGUCGUGGCAACUCGUCUUCGCGUGAUGGGGACACUCCCCACUCUGGAGCUCUGCUCUACAAGAACGGCUUUCUCAUCCGCAAGGUCCACGCCGACUGUGACGGCAAGAGAACGCCACGUGGCAAGAGAGGAUGGAAGACGUUCUAUGCGGUUCUAAAGGGUGCAAUCCUCUACCUGCAGAAGGGUGAGUACAGGCCGGAUAAGCAGCUGUCUGAAGAGGACCUGAAGAACGCCGUGUCCAUUCACCACUCCCUGGCCGUACGCGCCACCGACUACAGCAAGCGGCCCAACGUCUUCUACCUGCGCACCGCCGACUGGAGGCUUUACCUUUUUCAGGCCCCGAACGCUGAGCAGAUGCAGUCUUGGAUCACCCGCAUCAACACAGUGGCGGCCAUGUUCUCAGCCCCGCCCCUGCCUGCAGCCAUUGGAUCCCAGAAGAAGUUUAGCCGGCCCCUUUUACCAGGCGCCGCCUCCAAGCUCACACAGGAGGAGCAGAUGCAGGCUCAUGAGGCUCGGUUCCGCGCCAUCACAAGCGAGCUUGUGGAGCUGCGCUCCUAUCCACCUGACCGCAAGGUCAAAGGUCGCGAGCUUGAGGAGUAUCGCCUGCGAGAUGAGUACCUAGAGUUUGAGAAAACACGCUAUGGCACCUACAUGAUGCUGCUGCGCGCUAAGCUGCGCAGCGGUGAGGAGGACCUGUCCGUGUUCGAGGCCCAGCUCCUGGAGGAGGGUGGCCUCCAGCGCACCCACUCCAGCCCCACCCUGCAGGACUGCAGCCUGGCCAGCAGCAUCCGCGACCCCCCCAGCAAGGCCAGCGCCAUCACCACUACCACCGCCGUGGACGUGGCCGAGGGCACCAAUGCUGGCGCGACGGCCACUACUACCACUCAUGCUACUACCGGCGCCACCGGUCACUCUAGCGCCGCCCAAGUGGCUGGCGGCGGUAGUGGCAGCAGCAGCAACAACAACAAGCGUAACGAGGGCCAGAGGCACAGCUACCGGCAGGCCGUCAAGAAGUGAGGCGGAGGGGGUGGAGGGCGCGGGAGGGGGGAGCAGGGGUGUGGCGGCACAGGUGGAGGGGAGCGUCUAGGUGCCCACCUGCCUGCCCCCUUCCCCCCCACCUGGUGGUUUUUUCAUUUACGAGAAGGGUGAAUAAGAGGUGG
Molecule: messenger RNA, 6202 nt
Organism: Alosa sapidissima (American shad)
Lineage: Eukaryota; Metazoa; Chordata; Actinopteri; Clupeiformes; Clupeidae
Product: PH and SEC7 domain-containing protein 1-like
Exons: 17
Coding region: 717-6059 (1780 amino acids)
Biological process (GO): regulation of ARF protein signal transduction
Molecular function (GO): protein binding; guanyl-nucleotide exchange factor activity; phospholipid binding
Source: RefSeq, a predicted model, not a curated record